GUACGUUUGAGUCAGUGACAACACACGUUGAAAAUUAUACACAAAAAUUUAUUCGGUCGCUGGUCGUAUUCAAGAAAAGUUGAUAAUUUCAUUUGUCUGAAAUAAAUUUUAUUUUUUCUUUUGUUUUUUGUGCUGUCAACUGUUUGUUAAUUCGAAACCAAAAUGCGCGAAAUUGUACACAUCCAGGCGGGCCAGUGCGGCAACCAGAUUGGGGGAAAGUUCUGGGAGGUGAUCUCGGACGAGCACUGCAUCGACGCUACUGGCACGUACUACGGCGACAGUGAUUUGCAGCUAGAGCGAAUCAAUGUGUACUACAACGAGGCCACAGGAGCGAAGUAUGUGCCGCGAGCCAUUCUGGUGGAUCUGGAGCCCGGCACCAUGGACUCGGUGCGCUCAGGGGCAUUUGGCCAGAUCUUCCGCCCCGACAACUUUGUCUUUGGGCAGUCUGGGGCGGGCAACAACUGGGCCAAGGGACACUACACGGAAGGAGCUGAGCUGGUGGACUCGGUGCUGGAUGUGGUGCGCAAGGAGUCUGAGGGCUGUGACUGUCUGCAGGGUUUCCAGCUGACUCACUCGCUGGGUGGAGGCACCGGCUCCGGCAUGGGUACGCUGCUGAUCUCCAAGAUUCGCGAGGAGUAUCCCGACCGUAUCAUGAACACCUUCUCGGUGGUGCCAUCGCCCAAAGUGUCCGACACUGUGGUGGAGCCCUACAAUGCCACCCUAAGUGUGCAUCAGCUUGUGGAGAACACCGAUGAGACGUACUGCAUCGACAACGAGGCGCUGUACGACAUCUGCUUUCGCACAUUGAAGCUGACGACCCCCACUUAUGGAGAUCUGAACCACUUGGUGUCGGCCACCAUGUCCGGGGUGACUACAUGUCUUCGUUUUCCCGGCCAGCUGAAUGCCGAUCUGCGCAAGCUGGCAGUGAACAUGGUGCCGUUCCCCCGACUGCACUUCUUCAUGCCGGGCUUUGCUCCGUUGACCUCGAGAGGAUCGCAACAGUACCGCGCCCUCACCGUGCCAGAGCUCACACAGCAAAUGUUCGAUGCUAAGAACAUGAUGGCCGCCUGCGAUCCGCGUCACGGUCGCUACCUGACAGUGGCCGCCAUCUUCCGCGGUCGCAUGUCCAUGAAGGAGGUGGACGAGCAGAUGCUGAAUAUACAGAACAAGAACAGCAGCUUCUUCGUCGAGUGGAUACCCAAUAACUGCAAGACGGCAGUGUGCGAUAUACCGCCUCGAGGUCUCAAGAUGUCUGCCACAUUCAUUGGCAACUCAACGGCCAUCCAGGAGCUGUUCAAGCGCGUCUCCGAGCAGUUCACAGCCAUGUUCCGGCGCAAGGCCUUCUUGCAUUGGUACACUGGCGAGGGCAUGGAUGAAAUGGAGUUCACCGAAGCGGAGAGCAACAUGAACGAUCUGGUGUCGGAGUACCAGCAGUACCAGGAGGCUACUGCUGACGAAGAGGGCGAGUUCGACGAAGACGAGGAGGGUGGCGGCGAUGAAUAAGUCCGCUUCAAUCACACACUUUGCACUCACCUCCGGAAUUUACACAUAAUCAUAUCAAUCAAUCAAUUCACACACAUAUCAUAUCGAUCAAUCAAUUCGAAUGCAACACAAAUGACUUGCUGCUCUUGUUGCACACUUGAUGCCUCGCCAGAUUGUACACUAAAAUGUUACACAAGCGCUACUCUGGUUGGGUCUAACCAUCACACCUCACACUUUACACCUCACACCUACUCAAGCCCAAAAACAUUCUCUCUUCUUUUAUUAUACAUUGACUCUGCUUCAGACACUUACUCUUAUAUUCAACA
Messenger RNA from Drosophila subobscura, 1808 nucleotides. RefSeq names its product tubulin beta-2 chain (gene betaTub85D). Gene Ontology annotation, molecular function: structural constituent of cytoskeleton; GTPase activity; GTP binding. The transcript is spliced from 2 exons. Bases 163 to 1503 code for a protein of 446 amino acids. NCBI's taxonomy places the organism in Eukaryota, Metazoa, Arthropoda, Insecta, Diptera, Drosophilidae. Gene Ontology annotation, cellular component: cytoplasm; microtubule. Gene Ontology annotation, biological process: microtubule cytoskeleton organization; mitotic cell cycle. The record is from RefSeq and is a predicted model, not a curated record.